AUGAAGGACUACUCAUGUGACUCACAAGGAAGAAGAUGCACUCAACUCUGGUGUAGUCAACCAAUUCUCAAAGAUGUCAUCAAAGGUGAUAAAGAAGUUGUUAUCCAAGAUGUUCGAAACAUCAUGAGUAACAUAAUGGUAACUAAAGUCUCAUCUCAAAGGGAGGAUGAGCAAGUUGCUGAAGCAAAUGCCUUGGUCAUUGUGUUCAGACUAGAUGGCAAAAGGUUUCCCACAAAUAAUAAGGAAAGAAUGAUGAAUGGGAUAUGUUUGUACUACAGAAGUAUAGGUAUUCAAAAUAAGAUGUCAAUAAAAGUGUUGACAUUUGAAGAAGUGGUACAACUGUUGAAAGAAGUACGUGUAACUGAUUAG
Molecule: messenger RNA, 369 nt
Organism: Vicia faba (fava bean)
Lineage: Eukaryota; Viridiplantae; Streptophyta; Magnoliopsida; Fabales; Fabaceae
Source: the annotation of a GenBank genome assembly